AUGUCUGUUCCUAACUUCGGAGACAUCGCCAAGUCGGCCAACGACCUCCUCAACAAGGACUUCUACCACCUCUCUGCCACCACCUUCGAGCUCAAGAGCAACACCCCCAACAACGUUGCCUUCAAGGUCACCGGCAAGACCUCCCACGAGAAGACCACCGCUGGAGCUAUCGAGGGCAAAUACUCCGACAAGGCUACCGGUACAGCAACCACCGCCCAUCGUUUAAAACGCUUGCAUUUCAGUCUCGGCCGACUUAACGGAUUGUGUUUCGGCAUUCCGGUCUAUUUCGCCGCAGGCUGGACGCCUGGAAAUGCAUAUUUGCUAACAUUCUACCGUCGUGCAGGCCUCACCCUUACCCAGACAUGGAACACCGCUGCUGCCCUUGACACCAAGGUCGAGCUCGCCGACAGCCUUGCCAAGGGCCUGAAGGCCGAGGGUGUCUUCUCCUUCCUGCCCUCCGCCGGCGAGAAGGCCGCCUCCAAGAAGGGCGCCAAGUUCAACCUUACCUUCAAGCAGAGCAACUUCCACAGCCGCGCUUUCUUCGACCUCCUGAAGGGCCCCACCGCCAACAUCGACGCCGUCGUUGGCCAUGAGGGUUUCCUUGCCGGUGCCUCUGCUGGCUACGACGUCCAGAAGGCCUCCGUCACUGGCUACGCCGCCGCCGUCGGCUACCAGGCCCCCACCUACAGCGCUGCCAUCACCGCCAGCGACAACCUCAGCCUCUUCGCUGCCUCCUACUACCACAAGGUGAACAGCCAGGUUGAGGCUGGUGCCAAGGCCACCUGGAACUCCAAGGCCGGCAACAAUGUCGGUCUUGAGGUCGCCAGCAAGUACCGCAUCGACCCCGUCUCCUUCGCCAAGUUCAAGGUCAACAACAACGGUGUUGCCGCCCUUGGCUACAACGUCCUCCUCCGCGAGGGUGUUACCCUGGGUCUUGGUGCCUCCUUUGAUACCCAGAAGCUCGACCAGGCCACCCACAAGCUUGGCGCCAGCUUCACCUUCGAGGGCUAA
Colletotrichum higginsianum IMI 349063 is the source of this 1011-nucleotide messenger RNA. Its product is annotated as mitochondrial outer membrane protein porin. The record is from RefSeq and is a predicted model, not a curated record. Gene Ontology annotation, cellular component: mitochondrial outer membrane. Lineage: Eukaryota; Fungi; Ascomycota; Sordariomycetes; Glomerellales; Glomerellaceae. The coding region runs from base 1 to 1011 and encodes 336 amino acids. Gene Ontology annotation, biological process: monoatomic anion transmembrane transport. The transcript is spliced from 4 exons. Gene Ontology annotation, molecular function: voltage-gated monoatomic anion channel activity.